Gigantopelta aegis is the source of this 6342-nucleotide messenger RNA. RefSeq names its product late secretory pathway protein AVL9 homolog. Gene Ontology annotation, cellular component: cytoplasm. The record is from RefSeq and is a predicted model, not a curated record. The transcript has 15 exons. NCBI's taxonomy places the organism in Eukaryota, Metazoa, Mollusca, Gastropoda, Neomphalida, Peltospiridae. The coding region runs from base 67 to 2670 and encodes 867 amino acids.
CGCGAUGUCAACUUCUUGCAAAAUAACUUUAAUUAUAGCUAAACCAAGCAUAUAGAAUCUAAUAUUAUGGCAGGAACCAAAAAAACAACAGACAGUCCUAUAUUGCAUGUAGUUGUAAUUGGAUUCCAUCACAAAAAGGGCUGUCAGGUGGAAUAUUCGUACCCUCCGUUGAUUUCUGGGAAUGCUGUUGACAGUCAUGAUCUGCCAAAAGAGUGGAAACAUUUACCAUCUCUCUCUUUGCCAGAUGGUGCACAUAACUUUGAAAAAGAUACUGUAUUCUUUCAUCUCCCAGCAAGAGAUGGGCAAAAGAAGACUGUUUACGGUAUCUCAUGCUACCGACAGAUGGAUGCAAAGGAUUUGUUGAACAAAACUGCAGAUAUCACUAGAAGUACAGUUCAGAAAAGUGUUUGUGUGCUCAGCAGAUUGCCUUUGUAUGGUUUAAUUGAAGCCAAAUUGGAACUGAUAACUCAUGCAUACUUUGACGAACGUGACUUUAGUAAGGUUGAAAUUCUUCGACAGAUUUACAACAACCUGUGCGAUUGUCUCACAGAAAGUGAUCUUGAUGGCUGUCAGGUUUUUCUGGGUCUCUCCGCCCGGGAAGCAGUGCACUUAUUCAAGCAUAAAAUAGUUCUGCUGUUUAAGCUCAUUCUACUGGAGAGAAAGGUUUUAUUUUUUGGUUCACCCGUUCAAGCCUUGAGUUCAACGCUUCUGUCAGUUCUUUCUCUGUUUCCAGGUAUGAUAGAAUUUGGACUGAAGGAGUCAGCAGUAGAGACGUCUUCAGAUUUGCAGAUAGCUAAAGCUGAUGACAAUGCCGAUGAUUCUGAAGGAUUUUUAGAGGUCAAAUAUGUGUCUAAUAAGAAUAGAGGAAAUUCUGCCUUACCCGAAGUGCUGCAGCACAUGCAUAAUGAUACACCAACCGAAUACAGCACAAGCGAAGAGCCUCAGUCUCCAACGAUUCCACGUGGUGAUCCAGUUAAUAGUGCACCAGACAAAAAUAAUGUGUCUCAAAGUCAUACUGAUACAGAAAACAAUCAGAGCAAGUUGUCUAUGGUUUCUGCUGAUCCCAAACCGAAAACUAACAUCCCUGUUUUUCAUGAUGAACACGCCAAAGUUCACAGAUCACUCUCCGUCAAUAGUGAUAACGUAAACAGGAACACGAAUAGUGUGAAUCAGGCACCUCCUGGGUCUGAAUUAGACAACGAAAGUGAUUCUAAUAAUUUAAAGAAUAACACUCGUAUGCUUGAUUCGCAGUUUUCUUCAGGGUUGUCCGACCAUGGCGAGAUUGUGUAUACAAAAGAAGAGAGUCCGUUGACAAAUAUGGAUGAUAUUAUUCAGAUCGAGGCAAUUCAGACUGGCAAGACGUUGCCCAAUGAUGCAGAAAAGAUUCAGGAAUAUUCUAAUGAGAUUGAACUGGCAAGCACGCCUAGCAACAUUUUCCUGGACAACAACUUUAAUCCCACAAAAGGAGUAGAGUCGCCUUCUGUUUUAAAAAGAAGCGAGAGUUUCGAGGACCUAGAUUCUCCGGAGAGUAUUUGUCGCAUUGAUCGAGAGGAUUGCUUUUCAUGGGAAGAAGACCGGGCACUGCUCACCAUAGACCCAGAUCCUGAUUCAAAAGAAUCGAGUGGAGAGGAGAAACCUACGACCAGUAAUGACCCUGUUUUAAAGACCGUAAACACUCCAAAACCAGAAGCGAGUACUGAUAACAAAUACUCAAACAAUGGGAGCUUCGGUGGAGAGAGUUCUGAAAAGGGAGGUAAAUUUGAAAAAGAGAUGUCACCUGGAAGAAAGGGGGACAAGACGGCAGCUCUGAAAAGUAAACUAUCCUCAGCAUUUGGAAAUCUGCAUAAAGACCGAUCAAAAGUGAAAGAUCAAAAUGUAUUUGAAUUGGAGCAGGUGAGAGUGGAUCCAGUACUUCAGCAGGAUCAGUUUGGUUUUCCUUUGGCAAUAUUUGCUCAGGGCUAUGUGUGCUACCCAUACUUAAGCCUUCAGUACCAUGACAUCCUGCACAAUGUGAAUCUUCGUGGUUUUGUUAUUGGAGCAACCAACAUCCUCUUCAAGCAGAAACGCAAUGUUGUAGAUGCGAUCAUUGAGGUUUCGGAUGGGAAGAUUGGAAUACAUGACCGUGAAGUUCAGAAACAAGUCCAUCUGACCACUGCCGAUCUUCGGUUUGCUGAUUGUAUCGUGAAAUCUGUGUUAGGAGACGAGAGCAGUGUUUUUGUCAGUGGUACAGAAUGGGAGGGUGGAGAUGAAUGGCUUCGAGCCCAGUUCCGACUUUAUCUGCAAUGUCUUCUGGCUUCAGUCAGCCAAUCAGAUGUUAAGGCAUUGGAUGAUUUUGGUAAUCAUUUUGUACUUGCUUGGAAAACUACCUACAACUACCGACACUGGAAUAAAAAAGAGCACAUUGGAUUCAAAGAUAUUCCUUCAGGGCAUCCCUAUGGGGGUAAUCUGAAUGUAGCAGAUAUUCGUGUAAAGUUAGCACACACAAUGCAGAACACAGAACGAGGUAAAAAAUUGAAUGCUGCAGUUGUUCAGACUGGGAAGUAUGUCGUCCAGACUGGCAAGGCAGUAGGUGGAGCAUUAAACCAUGCCAAAUCCACUUUGUCAUCAUGGUUUAGUAGUUUUACUCCAGAUAGAAACACAGAGAAGGAGGAAGAUGGCGAACCCAGCUGAUAAUAGCCAAUCAAGACACUUGUUGCAAAUAAUAUGUGAUAAUUUUGACCAAUCAGAUACUUUAAUAUAAAAUAAGAAAACUAUCACAUGACAUGGUCAGCUGUAAUUGAUAGAAAAUGUGUUGAACAGUUAAAAUAAGGAAUACAGCUGCUGUGCUGUUAGGGUCUAGUCUCUACAGAUUAAUAGUUUCUGACACAAGUCUUUAAGAAAAUCAAUACUUGAAGUGAACUUUAGCAAGCUCAAAGGAUUGAUUUUCUUGAAAUGAGUGUCGGGGGAAAAAACAUCUUCAAAAGAACGAGUGCCAGAAAUAUUUUCUAGUUCAAUCAGUCUUAUAAUUUUAGUAUAAUUGUUAUAAAAUUCACUGCAUUUUAUUUUUGUACCAUGACAUCGGUGAGAAGGAAUGCCUGCAAUGUUACAUAUAUUACAUGACCUGACUAUCUUGCUUACAGAAUGACGUAAUCAACAGGCGACGAGACCAAUUAACCAAUGAAAGGGGGCAAUAUCAUCUAGUGAACGUGUGCUAGAUGGUUUUUAUAACAAAGCUUUGAGGCACUUUUCUACAGGUUGAUUGGACUAGAAACAUAUUUCUUGAGUCGUCACACAUUACAAUAUACAUAUACUUUGUUUUAUUCACAUGACCAAAUUCAAAACUUCUUUUUAGAAAUUUGAUUGGAAUUCUAAGUCGUGGUGUGAUUAAGUAUUAUUAUGUCACUACAAUGAUACAAACUGUACUCUUGACAUAUGUAGAUAAAAAACCUGAAAAAAUUUACCAUAGGUCAAUUAUAUUAUUUAUAAAUUAAAAAUAUAUAAAAACAUUAGUGACUAAUACAUGUAUUUGUAUAUUAUGAAUUGAGUUUUUAUUUUUAUAAAUCAAGUGCAAUAUAGUAUUUUCUUUGUACCAUAAUAUUUUAGGUGAAAAAUUUUAAAUUUGAAAAGUUAUACUAGGUGGAAAACAAAAAGCUAUACAUGUAUUAGAUUUAUCUAAUGGAAGUCACAAGACAACAUAUAUAUAUAUACUCGGAGCUUAAGCAGGAUCUCCAAAAGUCUUUAGAAAUUUAUUUAUUUUAGUUAUUAAUGUAAGAAAUGAUUGGUCAUUCAGGUAACGUGAUUGAAAAUACCGAGAGCUGAUAUAUGUUUAUAUGGGGGAAAAGAAGAGAGAAAGGAGAUUAGUUCUAAUUCUAUUAAAUUAUUUAUUAGAAUUUUGACCCAUUAAAACAUAAAUUUAUUACUAAAAACUCUCUGAAAAACCUAUUGGACAUUCCUGACUUUAAAAGCUUACAUAAUUAAACCAGUAUUGUUAACAGCCUGAAUAAAAUUCUUACACAUGAUGCACGUUAUACUGUAUUUCAGCAAUGAAAAAACACCUUUGUUGCUUAUUUUUGAAAUUGCAUCUACAAUCAAUGACUGAAACCACUCGGUUGAUGCUAAAGUUAUAUGUUGUAAUCAGAAUGGUAACUAAGUUUUUUUGUGACAUCCAAAUGUCGUCAGAUAUUUUGUCUUUAAUUGCAUUACUUAAUUAACCAUGACUAAUUAGUUUCCCUUACUGUUUAUUCUGCAAUUUGUAACAAAAGAUAGAAACUUUUCAUUUUGUUUGGGAUAUCACUGCUUAUUAAAAGAAAUAUGGACGUUAUAGUGUAUACUGUAAUAUUUACACCGUCUUUAUAUAAAAAAAAAAACCUACAUAUGUCAUCUAGUAAUGUUGAUGCGGUUAUUUCAUUUGAGGCAGAUAGAAUUUAAAAAAAUAGAAUCAUGUUAUUAUUCCUCAUUUGGGGAUCACCUUUAGUCUUGUAACUCAAAGAAUUCCAGUCAAAUAUUUACCAUGUCUAAAUCUAUGUAUAUGCACUAGUAUAAAGCACCAUUCAAUAUUUUUUGGUAAAAAAUGUUACAUAAGUGAAUUAUUGCAAAUCUGUAUAUUGUAGUGUAAACACUCCCUCAUUUUCAAUUUGCUCUACUUCAAAUGCAUUUCCUUUUUUUAAUGAUUUGUGAUUAAAAAACAGUUAACAUAAAACAAUUAUGAUUAUGAAACACAGAAACUGAAUGUAUUUUUUUUUUUUUUUUUUUUUUUUAAUCAUCAUCCCAGUGCCCCCUUUCCUUUCUCUCCUUUGAAUUCCAUUUCAUUUCUUCCUGAUCUGGCAACUCCUCCUCUCUUUCAACUUCUUUCGCUGUCCACCUCCACAUUCCAGUCCUUGUCUCCAAGUGCGACAGGUGCUUGUCUCUUGUGGCUAUCUGUGCCACACACCUGCCAUUCCCCAUUGUAUUUAUGUUGCUUGGUUGGUCAAGAAGAUUGUUAGUUUUCUUAAAUUGUAACUAGUAUAUUAUUCUUGCCAUCUGUCAAUUCAUUUAAAAUAUCACAAACCAGUGCAAUAAUGACUUGAUAUGUACUAAUGUGGAAUAACCAGUAAAUAUUAUGCUAUGGCUAGUGUUUCAAUUUUUAAUACUAUUUAUUUUGUUAGUAUCAUGUAUCCAUUAUUCAGACUUUGUUUUUAAUGCUCUAGUAUUGUUAUGCUGCAUCUUGUAAUGUUGGGGCCAUAGUCUCAAAAAGGUGUUACUUUAUAUUUACAUCUGUGAUAUGUUUACAUGUUAUUGUCAAAAUCAUCAAUAUUUUUUCUUAGUAUAACUUUCUCACUAAAUAAAAAAAACCCACUUAGAAAUCAUGAUUUGAAAACACUGAAUUAAAAAACAAAUGUAGAGGAGUUAGAUUUAUCAAAUGUAGGACUUAUUUGUAUAAUAUUUUACUGCACAUGGUUUUAUGAACAGUCACAGGUUUAUGUUCACAUGUACAACUGGUGUUAGGCCCAUAUGGUUUUAAGAAUUUAGUCUCUCUGCCUGUGUUUUGAAAACCGACGUCAGUGCAUGGUUGUUUGUAUGCACAAAAAUGUAUUAAAGCCUCUAAUGUCAUUUCAUUGGUCAAGUACUUCAAUCAGUCAUCAAUUUUAAGUUGUUACCUGUGCCAAAAUAUUGCACAUGUUGACACAUUUGUUAACCGUUCGAGUGGAAGACAUUGUUUUGUUUGUAUGUUUGUCCUCUUGUGUCUAUAUGCCCCAUCAUAAAUGUGUUACUACAGCUAGUCUUACAUUUCUUUAUUGGAUUUCUUGUGGUACAAGUAGUAAUAAGUCCUGAUCUCUUAUAUGUUUGUUUUUUUGUUCUGUGUUGACAUGGCUGAAUUAUGGGAUUUCGGCCAUGGACUUUUAAAAUGCAGGGAAUUUUUUUUUUUUCAAAAUUUCAAUUGGCAAAAUUUGCUGCACAAACUACUAUUAAAUGUUUCACAACUGUAUAUUGAUAUUUGGAUAGCAAAUCACAAUGUGAUUCUGAACAAUAUAUUCCCUUUAAUUGCAUUAUUAUUUAAUGGAACUGUAUACAGAUUUACUUUUGUCAGUUACUUAAUUGGUUAUGGCGGGUUAUAAAGGCAGGUGUGUUUUUUUGGGGGGGGGGGGGGGGGGUAAAAUAUGUUUUCUUAUUGGAAAGUACAUAUAUUCAAGUGAUAUUCAAGUGUGUAACAUCAACUAUGUUGCUAUUGCUUACAUUUGUUAAUCACCUACCGGUUCAACUGGGGACUUUAGGUUUCAUCUCCAUCCUUCUGUGUCUUUCCAUCCGUCUGUCCCACAUAUAGUUUUCUGGACAUUUUCCCACAAUGCUUCAAGAUAUUGAGCUGACAUUUUGUGUAUAGCUUUU